UAAAGCGGCUUCCACUUUAGCAAAACAGAGAAAUAAGAUCCGGUUUUUGUCGAACAGGAAGCGAGGAGAUACUGAUGGCGCCCGACUAGAAUGGAGUAGCAAUUAUCGCGUACAACUUCUUAUACUGUUUGUUGUGUCUACUAAGUCAUACACGAAUUCAACUCGCAAUACACGGGCAUUUCACACAAUCAAUAUCCAAUUAAAAGUACACUCCCUGUGAAAGAAUAGGCUAAUGCCAGAAGAUGGAUGGAUAAUCGAAUGAUAGUUGAAAACUGAUGGAAGGGGAGAUAGAGGUGGAGAGCAGCAGUGAUGUGGGUCCGUCGGGCUCCGGAAUGGAGGAGCCGUCGGAGAGCGGUAUGGGCAUGGAGUCCUCAGAGGCCAUGUCGGCAGACAGCAGUGAUGCAGCAUCCCACCAUCACAGCCAGCACCACCACGGCAUUGCCCCAGAGUCAGACUGCCACGUGGGACAGAGCUCAGAGGGGGUCCCGGUGUUCCUACCAGAGACUAGUUCCAGUACGGAUGUCACCCACCACAGGGCCACCGUCCACCUCCCAGACUCCUCCUCUGUGGCCCAGUCCACCAGCGUCUCCACUGUAACACAGUCCAUCCUGGUGUCUGGGUCAGCCCAGGUGACGGUUCACUCCAGCGCGGCGGUGUCUGACUCGACAGCCUCCACCUCCUCAGAUCUGGGAUCAGCCAUAGACAAGAUCAUAGAGUCCACCAUCGGACCCGACAUCAUGAAUGGUUGCAUAGAAGUGACCAGUGCAGAGGACGGAGCUGCAGAGACCAGUGAGGGUCAGUAUUUGAUACUACAAGGAUCAGAUGAUGCCCACACGUCGUCCUCGGCCCUGUCCAGCCAUCACCGCAUCACCAUCGAGGCUCUGGGAGAGGGUCCUACCUCCACCUGCCACGACCAGGGAGACAUGCAGGACAACCUGGACCCUGACCAGCCAGACCAGCCCUCUGGCAGCCAUUACCCAGACCAUGAGGACCAGGAGAACCAGCCCCAGCACUCCCACGCAUCUCAGUACAUGGACUGUAGCGGUGGAGAUGCAGACGGACCUGACCAGACUGGAGAGUCGUCCUCCUCGUAUGUAGACGACGAGGAAUCUGACCAGACUAGGAUCUCGUCCCGGUCUCUGUCCCGCUUCCCGGAGUACGGUGUAGUCGACAACUCUGACCAGGACCUGCGGGGGUACGUGGAGGGUAGCGGAGCCGCCGACUCCAACCCCUCGUCCCCCGGCAUUCGACGACGCCACACUCACUAUGUUGUGGACUGCAGUGCGGGGACGGAGGUGUACCUGGAGUGUGAAGAGGAUUUGAGGCCACAGCACUCUCAGAGCUACAUCGACAGCAGCAGCAGAGCUAACCACUCCCAGGGUCACUUAACCCUGCCUAACCACUCCCAGGGUCACCGAACCCUACAGCAGUAUGUGGAGUUUGUUGCUGCAGAUUCAGAGCAGCCCGGUUGUUCCAACUACCAGGAUCAGGAAGGGCAAAGGGAGGACCCAAACAAGAGCCCAGACCAGAACCAGGACCCAGACCAGCCACAGCACUCUGACCAGCAGCAGCCCCAGCACUCCCACUACAUGGAGACCACCAGCAGCAGCACUGGCCCAGAGGCCUCCCCGGGGUGGUACACUGGGAUAGGGGAGGGAGGCGAGGGCUCCUCCACAGACCACCACCACCCCCAGGCAGACACUGUGGGAUCAGUCCACCACCACCCCCAGGCAGACACUGUGGGAUCAGGCACAGACCACCACCCCCAGGCAGACACUGUGGGAUCAGUCCACCACCACCCCCAGGCAGACACUGUGGGAUCAGGCACAGACCACCACCCCCAGGCAGACACUGUGGGAUCAGUCCACCACCACCACCCCCAGGCAGACACUGUGGGAUCAGUCCACCACCACCACCCCCAGGCAGACACUGUGGGAUCAGUCCACCACCACCACCCCCAGGCAGACACUGUGGGAUCAGUCCACCACCACCACCCCCAGGCAGACACUGUGGGAUCAGUCCACCACCACCACCCCCAGGCAGACACUGUGGGAUCAGUCCACCACCACCCCCAGGCAGACACAGCGGGCUCAGCAGAGGCUAUGGAGUGCACAGAGAGCCAGCCUGGCCCUUACAUCAGCAGCAGUGGGACCUACUCCUCCCGCCCGGAGCCUGAGGUUGAGGGGGCCCCUGAGCCUCAGUGGUCCCCCAGUCUGGGGAGGCCUUUCAGGGGAGAGGAGGGUGGCGUGGUGGGGGGGUCUAGAACUUCAGCUGUGGAGGCGGGGGCUGGAAGAGGACCAGGGGUCACCGUCCCCCACACCAUGGCUGAACUGGAGGAGAUGAUGGAGGUGGUGAUCGUUCAGCAGUUCAAAUGCAAGAUGUGUCCCUACAAAAGCGUCUCCAAAGAUACCCUCAUCAACCACAUGAGAGACAGGCACUUCAAACCCGCAGGUGGCCCCCCUCCUAAGAAGCGUGGUCGGCCCAGGCGUAGUGAUACGUUGGCCCGUCAGCAGGCUGAGGUGAAACCAGAGCCACAGCCUGAGGAGCCAGAGGACGAAGACAUCGUAGAUGCUGGGGCCAUCCAUGACUCUGAGGAGGACAGUGACUAUAACCCAGCAGAUGAGGAUUGUAGGGGCAGACAGCCUGCCCUGCUGAGACAACCUGCCCCUCCUCCCUGCUCCUCCACAGACCGCCCCCGACGCAGGGUGGGCCGCCCCAGGAAGUUCACCUACACAGAGGGCAGCUACAACUGCAAGGAAGCUGAGGGUGCAUUCAAGCAGCGUAUCGAGAGUGUGGACCCUCAAGGCUCCGAGGAAGCCAGUUCCUCAGGCCUGGGAAACGGACCAGAUUCCUUGGCCAAUGGAAAAGCAGUGGAAGCCGGCAUCAGCCAGUCAGACUCUGAGAACAAAGACCCGUCACCCAAUGGGAGGCCGGAGGAGGCAGAGUUUUUCCCCAGGAAACGAGGUCGACCCUCCAAGAGGUUUCUCCGCAAGAAAUGCAAGAAGUACAUGAAAUAUUACACAUCUCUGAAGCCCCUCCUGAGGCCUCACAACUGUUGGAUUUGUGGCUCUCGCUUCCUGUCCCAGGAUGACUUGAGGUUCCAUGUAGACUCUCACCAAGGAAACGACCCAGAGUGCUUCAAGUGCCUGCAGUGUAACUAUCGUUGCAAACGCUGGUCCUCGCUCAAGGAACACAUGUUUAACCACCAGGGGAACAAGCCCUUUAAGUGUGAGGAGUGUGACUACAGCAGUGUGUAUAAGAAGGACGUCAUUAGACACUCUGCAAUACACAACAAGGACAAGAAAACAAAGUCUGAGUCUUGUGGUCUGUCUGACUCUCAGCAGGUACCUAAGGUGUUGUCGUUCCCGUGUCCAGUGUGCCAUAGAGUCUACCCCAUGCAGAAGAGACUCACUCAGCACAUGAAGACACACAGUGCUGAGAAACCCCACAUGUGUGACAAGUGUGGGAAGUCCUUCAAGAAGAGAUAUACGUUCAAGAUGCAUCUCCUCACACACAUCCAGAGUGUUGACAACAGCCGGUUCAAGUGUGAGUUCUGUGACUAUGACUGUGACAACAAGAAGCUCCUGCUCAACCACCAGCUGUCCCACGCCAACGACCGGCCCUUUAAAUGUGACUACUGUAAAUACUCAACCUCUAAAGAGGACUUCCUGGUCUCUCACCUGGCCAUCAAACACACAGGAGAAAAGCCGUUCUCCUGUGAGAUGUGCCACUUCAUGACGAAGCACCGUAAGAACCUGCGUCUGCACGUCCAGUGUCGCCACCCGGAGGCGUUUGAGGAGUGGAGCGCUACGCACCCUGAGGAGCCCGUCAGGCGGAGGAGGAGACCCUUAUUCACCCAGAAACAGAUAGAGGAACUCAAACGGCAACACGACGACACAGCGGGCCUACAGAACACUAUAGUAGCAGUGGAUUCUGACACACUACAAGCCAUGCAGACAAUGCAGAACGCCUCAGUCUCCCAAGAUGCAAUGGGAAACACCACCAUCACUUACGAACAGGCCGGGAAUUCGGACCUGUCAGCCCAGAAUGCUCUGGAUCUGCUGUUGAAUAUGAGCAACGCCAGACAGUUGGUGGAAAACUCACUACAGGUACAGAUGUUGAAAUCAUCGGACUCAGAGGCUCUAAAAGCGGGCUCCUGGACAGCGGUUACCUCGGCGACCGGGGGAGCCCAAAAGGUUGUGACGUUCCACAUGUCUGAGAAUGGGGAGACCCUGGUGCAAGAGGUCCAGGAGGUCUAUGAGGCUGGGACCAAUGAGAAUGGAGAGAUUACUCAGAGAGCCAUCCAGGCCUAUGAGGGGGCAGAGGGCUUCAGUGUGGUGGAACAGAUGGAACAAAGCACUGGACCUGGAUACAGUAGUGACGUGGGCAGUCCCCAGCCCAUGGAGGAAGAGCAGGAGGGAACAAAAACACUCAAAGAGAACAGAGACACCCAGUACUACCUGACCUCUGGUGUGGGGGAUGGAGUUCUACAGCAGGUAGAGCUAAGCAGUGAAGUCCCCGGUUCCCCCUCCAUGGUGGCAUCCCCCCAGGACCAGAACCAGCUCAACCCAAAGAGGUUCUCCUGUCGUAUCUGCUCAGAGUCGUUCCAGGGCCGCAGUGACAUGGAGAACCACAAGAGGGCCCAUAUCGACCCCUCCACCUUCAAGUGUCCUCACUGUGACUUCACUGCCUCCUCCUGGCCAGACGUCAAGACGCACAUGGGCAUGCAUACCUACCUGCGGCCUCACAAGUGCCCCAGCUGCAGCUUUGCCUCCAAAAACAGGAAGGACCUGAGGAGACACAUGAUGACGCAUACCAACGAGAAGCCCUUCACCUGCAAGAUCUGUGGACAGAGGUUUAAUCGUAACGGCCACCUCAAGUUCCAUUUGGAGCGACUCCACAGCCAGGACCCUCCGGCAAAGAAGAUCCAUUCUGGAGGAGGCUCCCAGCAACAGGCCUUUAUAGUCAGCGAUGACGAGGAGGCUCUCGCCAUGCUACAGUACCUGCAGGAAGGACAGACCAUCAGUCCGGAGCAGCUACAGAAGGCCCUGGGUCAGGACCACAUUAUAGUGUCCCAGGAACAGGGCCUGGAAGACAAGGAGGAGGCCACGUACAUCCAGCAGAUCACCACAGCGGACGGACAGACGUUACAGUACAUAACAGGAGACAACCAGGUCCAGUAUGUCAUCUCUCAGGAUGGAGUCCAACACUUCCUACCCCAGGAGUACGUGGUGCUAGCAGACGGGAACCACAUCCAGAUGUCAGAUGGACAGAUCAUCCAAUAUGAGAAUGAUGGGGCCUUCCUACAGGAGCAACAGAUUUCCCUGAGUCAUGACAGCCAGAUCCAGUAUCUUCCCGUCAGUUCAGAACAACAGAUAGUCAGUCCUGAAGACUUGGAGGUUGCUGAACACACUGCUGUCACCGUCAUAGCAGAUGCCGCCACGCAGCAGACACAGACCGUCUACACUGAGGCCACACAAGAACAACUGGAGCUGCUACAACAGCAGGGCAUCCAGUAUGAUGUCGUCACCUUCGCCGACGAGCAGAGAUGACGUCAUCGCCUUCAGACACUGAUGUUGGAUGUGAUGUCACUGCUUUAAAGGACAGAGAGACGGCCUGCAGUGCAGGACCCUGUGUGAUGGAACCAUAUGAGCUGACAGAGGGGCCAGUGACAUACAUAGUUUUUUUUUUAUUUGAUUGAUUUAACCUUUAACUAGGCAAGUCAGUUAAGAACAAAUUCUUAUUUACGAUGUUGACCUAGGAACGGUGGGUUAACUACUAUUUUUCCCCCGUGUCAGCUCUUGGAUUCGAUCUAGCAACCUUUUGGUUACUGGCCCAACGCUCUAACAACUAGGCUAACUGCCGCCCACCCUAGUAGCCAUCGUUUAGGAAGAUCAGCCAAAGCAAGGCUCUGCACCCAAGCUACAAAUCAUCUUGUAUCCCAAACAACUACAUUACAUGAUCAGGAUUAGCGAUUCUGGGCAGUGCCUUGCUCAAGCUGAUCCCCCCCUGAACACGGUGCUCUACUCUGAUAUCUGUGAUACACUAUAUAUACAAAAGUAUGUGGCCACCCCUUCUAAUUAGUGGAUUCGGCUAUUUCAGCCACACCCGUUGCUGACAGGUGUAUAAAAUCGAGCACACCGCCAUGCAAUCUCCAUAGACAAACAUUGGCAGUCGAAUGGCCU
Messenger RNA from Oncorhynchus mykiss (rainbow trout), 6185 nucleotides. RefSeq names its product zinc finger protein 335. The record is from RefSeq and is a predicted model, not a curated record. Gene Ontology annotation, molecular function: RNA polymerase II cis-regulatory region sequence-specific DNA binding. Lineage: Eukaryota; Metazoa; Chordata; Actinopteri; Salmoniformes; Salmonidae. Gene Ontology annotation, biological process: brain development; positive regulation of transcription by RNA polymerase II; positive regulation of neurogenesis. Gene Ontology annotation, cellular component: nucleus.